GUUCAAAAUAAAGGAUGUAUCAAGGGAGAGGCCCAAGACCAAUCACUAGAGCAAGUGUUUAUAGCAGGAGUCAGAUAAGAUCCAAGAAAGACUGGGAUGAUAGAUUCAGCAUUGAGAGAAUGCCACAGUAUGACGCAUUAAGGGAUAAACACUGCCAAGCCUUUGUCAGUAUGAUUAAGAAAAAGCUCAAGAAGCCAAAAUAAAAUUAUUGGUAAAGUAGAUUUAGCUCCCGGAAGAAUAAGGAGAAGAAAGAUUCGAAAACAACCAGAUGGUGCUGAUGAUAGAAGUAUCAGCCGUAGGAUUCUGAAAAGGCCUCCUAAAGGAGAGAUAAGGAUAAACAGAGCUACUAUAACUGAUGAAAUGGUGAAAAACUUAGAAGAAGAGCUUGCUAAAUCUUGGAUUGAUCAUAAUAUUCCUCAAUAUCAUACUGAAGUUUUCCAUAAAUAUUGCAAGCUUUUACCUAUGGAUUCUGCUGCAGCAAUGAUGGCAAAGGAGAUAGAUGAUCUCAAGAAAGGUAAAGCUCCGAUACAAAAAGUAUCUAUCGCAAUUAUUGCCAGAGAAAAUUGUCUUGAAGAAAUUGAAGAAUUUAGAGAUCCUGGGAUUGAAGUUUUAGAAUCUUAUAUUGCAAGAUGAACUCAUAAGCUUCAUAGUCUCAGAAUGCUAUCCCUAAAUGCAGUCGAAUGAAUAGUAAUAUGGAGAGAGCAAAUGCUUUUUGCGUAUAACCAGUGCAACCCUAUCAAUAAAAACAAUCCUUCCCCCGGUAUUGCAUUUUUGUGGGACGAUCUAAAUUAUUUGGUAAAGAUGAAAUCUGAUACAGAUUUCCUGAAUGAACAUAUUCUUUCACGGUAUUUCAAUUUCUCAGAAAAGAACGAUCCUUUCCUUGUUAUUCCUUCAUGAGCUCAUACAGGGGUUGGUCUCAAAGGAUUAAAGAGAGGGAGAGGAAAGAAGAAACUUAAAAAUAAAUUAAAGAGCGAUAAGUUUGAAGUCCCUCUUGAUAAUUCUCUCAUGCAAAGGAUAAAAGCUAGCGAAGUCAUUCUUGAUAUAGAGACAAAAGAUACUCCUAGCGAGGCUGCAAGCCCUAUUGGCUCCAAAAAGAGAAUUUCUCCAACAAAGGAUAUUGAAAUGGAGUCUGAUGAUGGAGAAAAUGCAAACCCUAAUUCUAACUCUGAAGAACAAAAAAUUGAUCAUGUUCCUAAAAGGCAAAAUUUAUUCGAAAUUCGCAAGCAGAAAUAAAGAAAGUUCGAAGGAUAUUAAAAAUAUUAGCCCAAAUCAAACAAUGAAAACAGAAGAAUCUCCUUCAAAAUCUCCUCAAAAACAGGAAAUUACAAAAACAACAUCUCCUCAAAAAGCAGAACCUGAGCCAGAAGAGGAGGAUGAUGAAGAGAUGUUUGAUUAUGAGCUUCUUCCUCUCGAACUUCAUGCAAAUGAAGCAAUUGAUUUCCUCAAAAAUUACUCAAAUAAAAUAGAUAGUAAGUUCAACGUGACUUACAACACACCUGAAUACAUAUUCGAGGAGUGUUUCAAAGGAAAUAAUGCUCAGUGAUAUAAAAUAAACAAUAAAACAAGCUCUAACGAAAUUGAUGGAAUCUUAAUCUACAGUGGAGAUUCACACUUCGAUAGGAUCAACCUUCAUCAUAUCUCCACUAUCAAUAAAUAAAGGAUUUGAGUCUGCCAUCCAAGUUGUUAUUCAACAUAUAUGGACACACGAAACUGUUAAAGAAAUCAGGAUAGGCCUCCAUCAUUAUGAUGAACAAAAGAAUGGCAAAACAGUCAAGACUGUUGAUCCUGAGAUGAAAGUUGCAAUGAAAAAUAAACUCAAAUGGAAGAAUAUUCUCAAUGUUAAAAAUGAUCGGAUUUUGGUCAUGGGAGCUGUUAGAGAUAAAUCAGAUAUCACUAGAAACGAGCUUGAUGAUAUGCUUUCGAUAAAAUCAGCACUUUGAUAUUCAGUAUCUCAAGAAACUAUAAGACCACAAAGCGCUACUAACAAUAGCUCAUUGUUUUUCAUUCCAAGUCUCUGAUUGUCAAACUUGAUACAAUCGAAUAUUAAUACCGAUGACGAGAAUCUUCCUGCUCACCAUAAAAGCCUAACUGGGAUUCUAAAUAAAAUUAAGGAAAAUAAAAUAGGAUCCUUCCCAAGUACAGCAUGUAAUAAAGACCCUGAUUUAAUGAAGGCGAUAGAGCCUGCAUCUGCUAAUGACAUUCAGAUCGAUCAAAGAAUGAUCAAAACUUCACAAAAAGAGUAUCAUUGAAAUGUGACCAAAGUUGAUGGCAAACUUCUCAGCAUUGAUUAUUGAACCCACUCUAUAAAAUCCACUGACUAUGCUUAUCUUCGAAUUAAGACUAAGGAUAUGGUGUGAGUAAAAACUCCUACUAUUGAUACUGAAAUAUUCUUCAUGCCUGUUGGAAAUAAGAGUGAGUAUGGCUUACUUGUCUUCAAGAAGCCAACAGGAGUGCACUUCUCAACUUCAAUAGAGCUGUAUGAAUAUUGAAAAGAUAUUACCUCUACAAUGAGUGAGACUGAGACUAGUUAUUCCCAUGGUCUCUAUCUUCCUUGAUUUAAGAAAGUUAUUCAAAACGAAAAACUAGAUUUCAUGCAUGGAUUCCAGGUAGACCAAGAAAAUAAUGCUUCAAUUACAGAUACUGUAUUUAACUCUGAAAUAGCAAUUCAUGGGAGAAUACCUAAAAAAGCUGCUCUUAAGUUUGAGCCUAAUGAUGGCUCUUAUAUAAUCGAUGAUGAUUACAUUUUCGUGUUGACACAUCCAUCUCUAGAAGAGGAGGCUAAAAUUCCAUUUAUCUGCGGAAUAGUAGCUCAAGAUGACUGGAUAGUUGUUUAACUCACAAACCCAAUCAUGAAAUCAUAACACCUAAUAAGGAGCAUAUUCA
This is a messenger RNA of Moneuplotes crassus, 2883 nucleotides long. NCBI's taxonomy places the organism in Eukaryota, Ciliophora, Spirotrichea, Euplotida, Euplotidae. The record is from the annotation of a GenBank genome assembly.